CAGAAUUUGCAGGUUAGGGCCCAAAGUAUGGCGGGAUCCAGCAGCAGCCAGGGGCCGGAUCCCGGUUUUUGCAGUGCUCAUGCUCCGGAUGCAGCGGGAGGCGGGAGCAUCAGGAGCAAUUAAGCGGAGUCUCUAUUUUGACGGUACAAUUUAGGGGCUUGGGUUUUGACACGGGCAGCAUCUGGCAGGAUCCAGGUAGAUCCAGCUGUUCCCUUCUCCUGGCACAGCUCAGCGCAGCGGCCUUGGGCGCUUGCCAUAUUCGGCCACGGGCGCGGUGACCACCCCCACCCCGUACGCCGGGACAGGCGAGCUCGAGGCUUUGAAAAUUCGCCUCCGCUGGGAGCGUCUAAAAUGUUCUUGGCACCCGGGGCGCGGGGCGCUGCAGCGAGACGCGGGGCGCGGGGCCAACAUUCGCUCCAGCUCCUCCACCGCGCGAGGCCGAGUCUCCGACACCCCGGCGCUGCCAUCGGCGUGCUCCCGCGGCCGGGCUCGCCUGAGAGCCAGCCCCACCAUGCAGCGAGGCCAGGGCUGGGUGCUGCUGGCAGCUCUUCUCAUUGCUGGGCUGGGUCACCCCGCAUCCGAGGCCUUCAAGAUGAACAGGCGCCCCGUGCGGACUCGAACCUGCGUCGACCGGCCGGAGGAGCUGCUGGAGCAGCUCUAUGGGAGGCUCACCGCGGGCAUGCUCAGCGCCUUCCACCACACUCUGCAGCUGGAACCGCAGGAGAAAGACCAUAACGUGAGCUGUCCGGCAGGGGGCAGAGCAGCCAGUGAGAAAAAGUACCGCCUCCCUAUUAACCUGCACAGCGUCUCCCCCUGGUCUUACAGAAUUUCCUACGAUCCCACAAGGUAUCCCAAGUACAUUCCUGAAGCAUACUGUCUCUGCCAGGGCUGUCUCACUGGGACUUACGGCGAGGAGAAUUUCCACUUCCGCAGCACCCCAGUGUACAUGCCAACUGUCAUCUUACGCCGCACUUCAGCUUGUGCUGGGGGGCGCUACGUGUACACAGAGGAUUACGUCACUAUCCCUGUGGGGUGCACUUGUGUCCCGGAGCAGGAAAAAGAGGCAGACAGUGUUAAUUCCAGCAUAGGUAAGCAAGAAAUGAAGUUGUUGGUAAACCAGAAUGACAAGCCAGAAUCUGAAUGAGAAGCAUUCAAGGAACCCAGUGUACAACAUUGGCUUCAAGUUAAUAUUUCACUGACUCAGGAGGUUAUAUAGCAAUGGGGGGAAAUAAUUUUGUCUUUCUAACUACAACUGUUGCAGUUAUAAGGGGGAGGCUGUGUUCAGUAGAUUGUUACUCAGCCAUGGCAGACAAGACACAUCGAGUAAGAAAGAUCUUUUCAAAGUUCAGCUUCUUUAAGUUUGUAUUGUUUAAAGUUAAACACAAUUUUAUUAUAUCCUUGCUUAUUUUGGAUGAAUUUUUAGAAGGGGCUAUGUAACAUACCAGCUACUUUCAUAACAAACUACUGUUUGCAAAUACUUUACAAUAAUUUUAUAGUCUGUCUUUUGGUAAUUCUAUAUAAAAGUCAUUUAACUACUCCACAUGUCCCAUGUUAGCAGUAGAAAGGAAGCCAGUAAUUCUGAUUGCUGGGGUCCUCUUGUUACAUUGCAGACUGUAAAACUCCAAGUGAUGUUCUUGGCUACUACAACCAUAGUUAUUUAGAGUCUACAAAAUGGGAAACCUUUGCCACUUAGUAUUUUUCAACUGUGUUGGAUUGCUAAAGUCAUUCAUACAAUACUCAAUAAAAGGAGACACUCAUAAGAACAUAAGAACGGCCAUACUGGGUCAGACCAAAAGUCCAGCUAGCCCAGUGUCCUGUCUUCUGACAGUGGCCAAUGCAGGUGCCCCAGAGGGAAUGAACAGAACAGGUAGUCAUCAAGUGAUCCAUCCCCUGUCACCUAUUCUCAGCUUCUGGCAAACAGAGGCUAGAGACACCAUCCCUGUCUGUUCUGGCUCAUAGCCAUUGAUGGACCUAUCCUCCAUAAACUUAUCUAGUUCUUUUUUGAAUCCUGUUUUAAUAAACUGAGUUAAUAAACUGUCUUUAUUAUUGCUAAAUUCUCCACGCUGCUACGAGUACAAAACCUGCUGAUAAAACAUUCACUAGAAUGUUACAAAACUGUAAUAAUAAUUUUUCUGAUAUGGUUUAACUCUUUCUAGUAGUAAAAAGACACAUAUAUAAUAAAGAGACAGACUCUGGGACACAAGUAUUCUACAUUAUACCCCAUUCCUUGUCAACCUCUCAAUUGUUAGUCAUGACAGCUGUAUCCUGUAACUUUGCAAGCCUUCUCAUGUUGACAAUAAAUCCCACUGAGGGAAAGUCAAUAGUAAAGAGAACUAAUGAAAUUCAGCUAUUUGUA
Dermochelys coriacea (leatherback sea turtle) is the source of this 2356-nucleotide messenger RNA. RefSeq names its product interleukin 17D (gene IL17D). The transcript is spliced from 3 exons. Lineage: Eukaryota; Metazoa; Chordata; Testudines; Dermochelyidae. The coding region runs from base 512 to 1144 and encodes 210 amino acids. Gene Ontology annotation, biological process: inflammatory response. Gene Ontology annotation, molecular function: cytokine activity. Gene Ontology annotation, cellular component: extracellular region. The record is from RefSeq and is a predicted model, not a curated record.